This is a messenger RNA of Spodoptera frugiperda (fall armyworm), 2140 nucleotides long. It is a transcript of the gene Atg4b, whose product is annotated as cysteine protease ATG4D. The record is from RefSeq and is a predicted model, not a curated record. Lineage: Eukaryota; Metazoa; Arthropoda; Insecta; Lepidoptera; Noctuidae. Gene Ontology annotation, molecular function: protein-phosphatidylethanolamide deconjugating activity. Bases 301 to 1713 code for a protein of 470 amino acids. The transcript has a single exon.
AUAUUUAUUGUCAAUGUCAUUGUGUGUCGUCUGUACGGUUUGUCGUGUGUAUUUUUCUUUAUCCCUAAUGUUUUUGUUCAAUAAUAUAAAAAUUGCAUUUAUUUAAUCAAUAAAUUAACACCAAUUUGCUAUUAGUGAUGAACAAUUCAGUGCACAAAUUGUAAUUUGAAAGUGCAUUAAGUCGUGUGGUAUUAUUAUGGGGACACAACCUUAUAAUAACAGCAUAGCGAACUGCUGACCAGUCAACAAAUAUUGGAUUAAAAUUCCAACACUGAAAAGUAAAUACGAUGCUGUAAUAUAAUGAACGGGUCUAGUAGCAUUGUUACACAGAACUCGGAACUGAAACCAGCUGAUAAUGGAAUUACGCAAAAUGCAUCAGCGAUAAAUGUCGAUAAAAAUAAAAGUGGAGCCACAACUUCAAAUGGAGGCACAGAGGAACUACUCGACCUUAAAGGUAAGGUUGAGUCCCGCCUCUUAUCCAUGUGGAAUAACGUGAAAUUUGGAUGGACUGUGAAGCUAAAAACCAGCUUUUCAAAGGAAUCGCCUGUAUGGCUACUUGGCAGGUGCUAUCAUCGAAAACUUAGUCCUACGGGAUCAUUAGAAUCAUCUACUGAAAUUGGUACUGAAGCAACAGCCAACCAACCAAUUGAGCAGAUAUAUGGAGAGGGCAUAGAAGGCUUCAAAUCUGAUUUUAUUAGCAAAAUAUGGAUGACAUAUAGAAGGGAAUUCCCCACCAUGUCAGGCUCCUCAUUUACCACAGAUUGUGGCUGGGGUUGCAUGCUACGAAGUGGACAGAUGUUGUUAGCACAAGCUCUAGUGACUCACUUUCUUGGUCGUUCUUGGAGGUGGUUUCCUGAGAGGGCUAUACAAAAUGCCAGGGAAUUUCAAGAGGAUUGUUUACACCGCAUGAUAAUCAAAUGGUUUGGUGAUAAGUCAUCAGUCAACAGCCCUCUAUCUAUACAUCAGAUGGUGAGUCUAGGGGAGGCCCUAGGGAAGAAGCCAGGAGACUGGUAUGGACCUGCAUCUGUUGCUCACUGCCUGAAAGCAGUUAUGACAGCUGCUUCAAAAGAAAAUUAUGAGUUUGAUAAUUUGGAAGUUUAUGUUGCUCAAGAUUCAACUAUAUAUGUUCAAGAUGUUUAUUCACUUUGUCGUCUACCAAAUGGUUCUUGGAAAUCCCUUAUUUUGUUAGUUCCUGUAAAAUUGGGGUCUGAUAAAUUUAAUCCUAUUUAUGGCCCCUGCUUAACUUCAUUACUUACAUUAGACUUUUGCAUAGGCAUUAUUGGGGGACGACCCAAACACUCACUGUAUUUUGUGGGAUACCAAGAUGAUAGAUUGAUCCACUUGGACCCUCAUUACUGUCAAGAAAUGGUGGAUGUUUGGCAACCUAACUUUUCUUUACAAUCAUUUCAUUGUAGAUCACCUAGAAAAAUGCCUCUAAGCAAAAUGGACCCUUCUUGCUGCAUAGGCUUCUACCUGGCCACACAAAAUGAUUUGGAAACAUUUAUCAAUGUUAUACAAUCAUUCCUAGUCCCCCAGGGAGUCGCUGCUAACUUUGAAUAUCCUAUUUUUACUCUAAACAGUGGCUCAUGUAGCAAUGUUAUGAACUUUCCUAAUAUUAGGAACUCUAUUUAUGAAACAGAGCAAAACUGGGUAACACCAAAUAUCCAAGACAGUGAUACGGACAUUGAAUCUGAGGAAUUUGUGUUAGUGUGAACUGAAAUGAAGCAAAAUCGACUAUGUAUUGCAUUACCAAAAAUUUAUGUACUUCUAAUAUGUAGCUACUUAAAGUUUAUCAUCACACAAAUUGUUAAUGUUGCUUACAACAUUGUAUAAUAAAUCACUGUUAGGGUUCUUAUGUAUUACAGAUAUGAUUAAGGUGAAAUAAAAAUAAUCAACAUAUAUAUUAAAAGACAAGAAAUGCAGCUAAAAUUUAAUGUUUAUAUUAGUAGUUUUUCAUGUUUCAUGAUAAAUUAUGGAAAACAUGUUCAUAGGAAAUUAUGGCCAGGGCAAUGUAUGUAUAAAUGUGUAAAAACCUACCCAUAAUGCUAUGUACAGCUAGAUUAGUUAGUAUAAUUUGCAAACCUGAUGCAAAAAUUUAUUGCAUUUGAAUAAAAGGGAAUAAUAAAAAUUCAUUAUUUUA